Helicoverpa zea (corn earworm) is the source of this 10891-nucleotide messenger RNA. It is a transcript of the gene rg, whose product is annotated as neurobeachin. Bases 117 to 9464 code for a protein of 3115 amino acids. The transcript has 54 exons. The record is from RefSeq and is a predicted model, not a curated record. Gene Ontology annotation, biological process: intracellular protein localization. Lineage: Eukaryota; Metazoa; Arthropoda; Insecta; Lepidoptera; Noctuidae. Gene Ontology annotation, molecular function: protein kinase binding. Gene Ontology annotation, cellular component: membrane; cytosol.
GCAGAAUGCGACUUUGGUGUGUUAUCAUGUGAGCCGAAGGAAUAAUGUUUUCUUGAAUUUUAUGGUCGUGAGUGGAUUUUAAAAUUGUGAAUUAGUGAAUUGUGACAAAAUAAACCAUGGCGGACUUAAAAUCGCCGCCGUUUAGUGAUAUCAAGAGACCUGAAGAAGUGGUCAGGAUGACGACGAACGAUAGCCUGAAAUUUGCUGUUCUUAUCGGGCUGAUUGAAGUCGGACAGGUGACCAACCGGGAGGUAGUGAACACCGUCCUGCAUCUGCUCGUGGGCGGCGAGUUCGACAUGGAGUUGAAUUUCGUGAUACAGGACGCGCAGAAUAUUCAACACAUGUUAGAACUACUAGACCACUGUCCACCAAGUUUACAGGCGGAAAUAUGGUCAGUGUUUAUUGCAAUCCUGCGCAAAAGUGUACGGAAUCUCCAAGCCUGUACUGACGUAGGACUCAUACACCAUGUGCUCCAGAGGCUACCCCGCGCUGAAACAGUCGUCGCUGAUCUGCUCAUCGAGAUGUUGGGGGUACUGGCCAGCUAUAGCGUCACCGUCAAAGAGCUCAAGCAGCUGUUCAGUGCCAUGAAGGCCGUCAACGGGAAAUGGCCCCGGCACUCCGCUAAGCUGCUGAACGUGCUCCGGCAGAUGCCGCACCGGAACGGGCCGGACGUGUUCUUCAGCUUCCCGGGACGGAAAGGAUCGGCUGUGGUGCUCCCGCCGCUGGCGAGGUGGCCCUACGAGAACGGCUUCACCUUCACCACGUGGUUUCGCCUCGACCCCAUCAACUCCGUCAACAUCGAGAGGGAGAAACCCUACCUUUACUGUUUCAAAACGAGUAAAGGCGUGGGCUACACGGCGCACUUCGUCGGCAACUGUCUAGUUCUCACGUCUAUGAAGGUGCGCGGCAAAGGGUUCCAACAUUGUGUCAAAUACGAGUUUCAGCCUAGAAGAUGGUACGCGAUAGCGGUGGUGUACAUAUACAAUAGAUGGACGAAGAGUGAGAUCAAAUGCUUGGUGAACGGCCAGCUUGCGUCCAGCACCGAGAUGGCAUGGUUUGUCUCCACCAACGACCCUUUCGACAAGUGCUACAUCGGCGCGACGGCGGAGUUGGACGAGGAGCGCGUGUUCUGCGGUCAGAUGGCAGCCAUCUAUCUGUUCGGCGAGGCGCUCACCACGCACCAGAUCUGCGCCAUGCACAGGCUGGGGCCCGGCUAUAAGAGUCAAUUCCGAUUCGACAACGAAUGCAACAUCAGUUUGCCGGAGAAUCAUAAAAGGGUGAGCGAGACGACCGCUCCCAAGCUUGAAAACGCUGAUGUUCCCCCUCUUCCCGAUCCCGAAAGUUCCCCUCAAACUCCCGAGAUCCAGCCGCCUGAUGUAGCUUCUCCCGAAGAGGACACAAAGCCAGCAGAGACAGAAGAAGCAUGCGUAGUAGUGAAGGAAGACGCGACGCCGCGCGGGCGCCGCCUGGCGGACGAGGCGCGCGAAGUGGCCGCCGCGCAUGCCUCCAUGCUCGUAGAUAUUGAAGCAUGCAAGCGUGUGUUAUACGACGGCAAGUUGUCUUCAGGGAUUGUGUUCAUGUACAACCCAGUGGCGACGGACGGUCAGCUGUGUCUUCAGUCAGCACCCAAAGGAAAUGUUUCUUACUUCGUGCACACGCCUCAUGCACUUAUGCUGCAGGAGGUCAAAGCAGUGGUCACACACUCAAUACACAGUGCAUUAAACUCCAUCGGCGGAGUGCAGGUUCUGUUCCCGUUGUUCGCUCAGCUGGACCUACCGCACGACGCGCCCGCCACCGACCCCAAGCGAGACCCCAUGCUCUGUUCGAAGCUGCUGGGGUUCGUGUGCUCGCUGGUGGAGUCGUGCAGCACGGUGCAGCAGCACAUGCUGCAGUGCCGCGGCUUCCUCGUCAUCUCGCACAUGCUGCAGCGCUGCAGCCGCGACCACCUCACGCCCGACACGCUCGCCUCCUUCCUCCACCUCACCAAACAUCUCGUCACCUGCUGCUCUCCUAAUUCCGAUCUACUGCUCAAACAGCUGUUGGACCACAUUCUGUUCAACCCCGCGCUGUGGAUCCACACGCCGGCGGCCGUGCAGGCCAGGCUCUACUGCUACCUGGCGACGGACUUCCUCGCCGACGCGCACAUCUACGGCAGUGUGCGCCGCGUCAGCACCGUGCUGCAGACCGUACACACGCUCAAGUUCUACUAUUGGGUAGUCAACCCCAGAGCCAAGAGCGGAAUUACGCCCAAAGGAUUAGAAGGACCGCGGCCGGCCCACAAAGACAUUCUUACUAUUAGGGCAUACAUUCUGCUAUUCUUAAAACAACUGAUCAUGAUCGGCAACGGAGUGAAAGAAGACGAACUACAAUCCAUACUCAACUACCUGACAACUAUGCACGAGGACGAGAAUCUACACGAUGUCUUACAAAUGUUAAUAUCACUUAUGUCGGAACACCCUAGUUCUAUGGUGCCCGCUUUUGACGCUAAGGGUGGAGUUAGGACAAUCUUCAAAUUACUAUCGUCAGAGAGUCAACUAAUUAGGCUGCAAGCUCUCAAGUUAUUAGGGUUUUUCCUCAGUAGAAGUACACACAAACGCAAAUACGACGUGAUGUCACCGCACAACUUAUACACGCUACUGGCGACGCGGCUGGGCGCGAGCGGCGAGGGGCUGGCGCUGCCGGUGUACAACGCGCUGUACGAGCUGCUCACAGAGCACGUGGGUCAGCAGAUACUGUACACCAGCCACCCUGAGCCGCAGCCGCACUUCCGACUGGAGAACCCCAUGAUCCUAAAAGUGGUAGCAACGUUGAUCCGCCAGUCGAAGCAGACGGAACAACUCCUGGAGGUGAAAAAGUUGUUCCUGUCCGACAUGACGCUGCUGUGCAGCAACAACCGCGAGAACCGCAGGACUGUGCUGCAGAUGUCUGUGUGGCAGGAAUGGCUAAUAGCGAUGGCCUACAUCCACCCGAAGAACGCGGAAGAACAGAAGAUCUCGGACAUGGUGUACUCGCUGUUCCGCAUGCUGCUGCACCACGCCAUCAAGCACGAGUACGGCGGCUGGCGCGUCUGGGUCGACACGCUCGCCAUCGUGCACUCCAAGGUUUCAUACGAAGAAUUCAAGCUCCAGUUUGCUCAAAUGUAUGAGCAUUACGAACAGCGUCGGGCCGACAACAUCACGGACCCGGCUGAGCGUCAGCAACGUCCCAUUUCCACCAUUUGCGGCUGGGAGCGACGCGACACCCACCAAGCUCUACACCACGCUGCACAGACUGAAAUCGGCGCAGGAUUGUCCCUAAGAGACCUCGACACUUGCAGGUGUAAUACUACAGAAGCAAAUGAUUCGACUGAUGCAGUAUACUCGCAGGUUUGUAAGGUCCACACGCCUAAACGUGACGCGUUACCUGAGUCACAGACUGAAACAACAGAAGCAAGACGUCCUGAAGAAGUUGAACAUGCCAUAGAUGAAGUAGAAACACCUACUGAUGACGCGGAUAGGGUAGUGUCACCUACAGAUGCGUUGCCCUCAGAAACAGAAUUAGUAAGGUCCAUGAUCGAAGAUACGAAAUGUUUAGAAGAUCCGGAAUCGGGUAUCGGUACUCUUGAGAAGAGCGAUGAACCUUUGACGAGGCAAGGUAGCUUAGAUUAUAUUCCUGUUCGAGAUGUAGGUGAUGGUGUUUCCAAAGACGAUGCUACUGAUCGUAGUGAAGGUAUUCCUUCAAGUUUAUCGGCUAGUGAGACGGCCAGUCCUGAGCGAGUUGCUGAACUCAACGUUGUUACUGAACGUGAGUCCGAACUAUCGGACCGAUCAGACUUGUACCUCACACCUAGUGAAGCGACAAGUCCGAAGAAAUCAUUAGAUAAAGCUGAUGAUGAUCCCGAAGACCCUAAACGUGUAGCAAUUAAUAUUGUCAACGACGUACUGAGCAUAGCGCUCGAAACUGUGAGGUUAAAGACUGAUGAUGAUACGGACUCAGGAGCCAUCUCCGGAGGUCUGCACUCUGAAGGGAACACUCCCAACGGACGAGACGACUUCGAGCAGGAGAUCGAAGAGAUCGUGGACGACAAGCGAGUGGCGGAAACCAUCGCUAACGAAUUAGUUACGGACUUAAUUACAUCGGUUGUGACAAAAAGUGAGAAUGUUCAAGUGGCUGAAAGUAGUAGUGAAAAUAUUGAAAUUCCUGAAACUAGUAGUGAUAAUGUUGUUGCUGAUAGUGAAACUGUUGAGCCAAAUAGUGAAAAUAUUACGACAGACGAUAAUAGUCCGCAGAGGGUCAUUCCUUCUGAUCACCCGCACGAAGGCAACGUACUGCCACUUGAUGGUGAAUUUUUAGUCAAUUCUAGAACUGAAGAGGCUGAGAAACUAGAUGUAGAACGAAAAGACGAAGUUACGGAAGAAAAUGAGAAGAAUGAUAGCCAAAGAGUCGACAUGCCGACGCCAGAGGAAGAGAAGACUCCUGAGAUUCCUCCGAUCUCAACUAUUAGUGAAAGUAUACCGCUAGAUAAUAAGGAGGUGGAUAGUGAAGACGAAGGCCAUGAGAGUGAGAGAGACAAGAGACGCGUGAGUUUACCUGGUGACAGUGAGAUGAAGCAGGACGGCAGUAGGGGUGAGGGCGUCGCCACGCAGGGCACCAACACUUCAGCGUCGCCCAAGAGGCCUCGCAGUGCCUCCACUAGUACACAAGUCGACUCCAAUCAUUUUGAAACAAAGCGUCCGUCGAAGUGUUCCCGGCCGAUGUUCUCCCCCGGCCCGACGCGGCCGCCGUUCCGUAUCCCGGAGUUCCGCUGGUCCUACAUACACCAAAGACUGCUCUCUGACGUUCUUUUCUCCUUGGAAACUGAUAUUCAAGUAUGGCGGAGUCACUCUACGAAGUCAGUGAUCGACUUCGUGAACAGCAGCGAGAACGCGAUCUUCGUGGUAAACACCGUGCACCUCAUUAGCCAGCUGGCUGAUAACCUGAUCAUCGCUUGCGGAGGAUUACUGCCGUUGCUGGCCUCUGCUACUUCGCCUAAUAAUGAGCUCGACGUAAUAGAGCCCACUCAAGGCAUGCCGGUGGAAGUGGCGGUGACGUUCCUGCAGCGGCUGGUCAGCAUGGCCGAUGUGCUCAUCUUCGCCAGCGCGCUCAACUUUGCUGAGCUGGAAGCUGAGAAGAACAUGUCUUCGGGAGGCAUACUCCGGCAGUGUCUCAGACUGGUGUGCACGUGUGCCGUGCGCAAUUGCCUCGAGUGCAAGGAGCGCCAGCGCUACGCCGCCGCCCGCGCCGGCCAACGCGCCGCCGACUCGCCCGAACCCAAGAGUGUGGUGGCAAGUUUAGCGGACGCAUCGAGUCCCGUUAAGGACCCCGAGAGACUUCUUCAAGAUAUGGAUGUGAAUAGACUUCGGGCAGUUAUUUAUAGAGAUGUGGAGGAGACGAAGCAGGCGCAGUUCCUGUCGCUGGCCAUCGUGUACUUCAUCUCUGUGCUGAUGGUGUCGAAGUACCGCGACAUCCUCGAGCCGCCCGCGCACGCGCCGCCCGACGCCGCGCGCCGCCCGCACCACGCGCACGAGCACCACGAACACAAUGGCGACGAUGUCGAGUAUGCCAUGAUUGUGGUCGAUGAGAACAAUUCUACCAUUAACGAUUUGGACUCUCCAUCCAUGAAGGAGACGGAUGGCAAAGAAGAGGGUGUUGCGAAAAUAGAAACGACCACUGACGAACUGAAGCCUAGUACUGGAGAGAAAGCAAAGCCUAGCGAUAAGCCGGACCUUUCCCCCGCGUCCGACAAGGAAGAGCCGCUAUUCAAGUCGAGCCUCCGAAUCAAAAGCCAGCUCAAGCCCAAGCCUCCAACCGCAAGGUCCAAAACAUUGUCUGGGAUAACGGUGUCGGUGGUCAAUUUGAGUGUGGACUCGAUCGAGGACGCGGGAUCGUUCCACCUGAACUCGAAUGAGACCACCAAUAAUGACCCGGAGACUUCCAGCGAAAUUGCGCUUGAUGAUAACAAACAUCCGGUGAGCAAUGACGAGUCUUGGACGGACGUGAACUUAAACGAGGACGGUGAGCGCGGCCCUGCUACCAUUACUGGUAGAACGAGAGACCACGAGGGAAAUAUACAUGAAGACAUAGACAAACAAAUUCACAUGAGGAACUCGGAGUCUCACCAUCAUCUCACACAAAGGCAUCAGAACAGAAACCUGCAAGCGGCGCAGAGGCAUUUACAUCCAGACAAUGAGACAUUAGCAGGUCUGAACGCAAUGAACACAAGUAUGACAGCUGAAGGCGUGUCCCGCGAGGCGUCUCUGACCCACAAGUUGGAGACAGCCCUAGGCCCCGUCUGUCCCUUACUCCGGGAGAUCAUGCUGGACUUCGCUCCCUUCCUCUCCAAGACCCUGGUGGGGUCACACGGACAGGAACUGCUUAUGGAGGGUAAAGGCCUUCAAACCUUCAAGUCCAGUACAUCAGUGGUGGAACUGGUGAUGCUGCUGUGUUCUCAAGAGUGGCAGAACUCGCUGCAGAAGCACGCGGGACUGGCGUUCAUCGAGCUGAUCAACGAGGGUCGGCUCCUGUCACAUGCCAUGAGAGACCACAUAGUGAGGGUGGCUAACGAGGCCGAGUUCAUACUCAAUAGGAUGAGAGCUGAUGAUGUACUUAAACACGCUGAUUUUGAGUGUCUUUGCGCAACGAGUAGCGCAGAGCGAGCGGAGGAAGAGCGCACGUGCGAGCGACUUAUAGCAGCCGCGCGUCGCCGCGACCACGCCGCCGCCGCAAGACUGUUAGAUAAAUUGCGACAUGCCGCCUCACAUGCUACGCCACAUCCUGGUAGUGGCAGUCAAUUCUGGAAGCUAGAUUCUUGGGAGGACGACGCGCGUCGCCGGAGACGACUCGUGCCCGACCCGCGCGGCCGCCGCCACGUCGCCGCAGCGCUGGCCCGCCCGCACCCCAGCACGCAUCACCAUGAUGCCAUACUACAGGCUACGGAAGAACUGCACUCAAGGAUAGCGGCGGGAGGUGCGGGUCGCGGGGCGCAGUUACCGACGACUGCGGCCGCCGAACUCUUAGACGACGCUGAGCUCCUGGUAGAUGACAGAGAAAUCGAUGCCGAUCUCACCGGUCCAGUUAACAUAAGUACGAAGGCUCGACUAGUGGCUCCAGGGCUGGUGGCGCCGGGCACCGUUUCGCUCACCUCCACAGAACUAUACUUCGAAGUGGAUGAAGAGGACCCGGAGUAUAAGAAGAUUGACCCUGAGGUGUUGAAAUACUGCGAGCACCUGCACGGCAAGUGGUACUUCAGCGAGAUCCGCGCCAUCUUCUCGCGCCGCUACCUGCUGCAGAAUGUCGCCAUCGAGAUGUUCCUCGCCAGCAGGACGUCGAUAUUCUUCGCGUUCCCCGACCAAGCCACCGUGAAGAAGGUCAUCAAAGCUCUGCCCAGGGUCGGGGUUGGCAUCAAAUAUGGAAUACCUCAGUCCAGACGCGCGUCCAUGAUGUCUCCGCGGCAACUCAUGCGCAACUCGAAUAUGACGCAGAAAUGGCAACGGCGAGAAAUCUCCAACUUUGAAUACCUCAUGUUCCUGAACACUAUUGCUGGACGUACAUACAAUGACUUGAAUCAAUACCCAGUGUUCCCAUGGAUCUUGACGAACUAUGAAAGUGAGGAGUUGGACCUCAGCCAGCCGUCGAACUACAGGGAUCUCUCCAAGCCCAUCGGAGCCCUAAACCCGAGUCGUCGGGCGUACUUUGAGGAGCGCUACAAUACCUGGGAGCACGAGUCGACGCCGCCCUUCCACUAUGGCACACACUACUCCACGGCUGCUUUCGUGCUCAACUGGCUAGUUCGCAUCGAACCGAUGACAACAAUGUUCCUAGCGCUACAAGGUGGCAAAUUCGACCACCCCAACAGGCUCUUCUCGUCCAUCGCCAUGUCAUGGAAGAACUGCCAGCGAGAUACUUCUGACGUUAAGGAACUAAUACCCGAGCUGUUCUUCCUACCCGAGAUGCUGGUGAACAGUUCAGGGUUCCGGCUAGGCAUCCCCGAGUCUCCGUCAGGUGACGUCAUCCUGCCUCCCUGGGCGUCUUCUGCUGAAGAGUUUGUGCGUAUCAACCGAAUGGCACUGGAGUCCGAGUUCGUUAGCUGUCAACUACAUCAGUGGAUUGAUCUCAUAUUCGGCUAUAAGCAGCGAGGUCCCGAGGCGGUCCGUGCAACCAACGUAUUCUACUACCUAACCUACGAAGGUGGGGUCCGUCUCGACCAGAUCACGGAGCCCGUCACCCGUGCAGCAAUUGAGGACCAGAUCCGAAGCUUUGGGCAAACUCCUGCACAGUUAUUAAGUGAACCUCAUCCUCCGAGAGCAUCGACCAUGCACCUUGCGCCGCUAAUGUUCGCGGCAGCACCAGAUGAUGUGUGCUUGAGGCUUAAACUACCCUCGAAUGCGGCUGUAGUACAUGUCUCAGCGAAUACCUAUCCGCAAUUGGCUAUGCCUGCUGUUGUUACGGUGAGUGCGGCCCGCGCGUUCGCCGCACACCGGUGGUCUGGCGGCGGCUGUGCUCACGCGCCGCAUGCUCCCCGCCACGCGCCCGAGCACACGCAUCACCCGCACCAUCCGCUACUUAUGGACCCAGUUUGGGCGGCGGGCGGCGCGGCGGCGCUGUCGCGGCGGCAGCUGGGCGACAACUUCUCGCAGCGCGUGCGCGCGCGCAGCAACUGCUUCGUGACGACGGUCGACUCGCGCUUCCUCAUCGCCGCCGGCUUCUGGGACAACAGCUUCCGCGUCUUCAGCACUGACACUGCAAAAAUAGUACAAAUAAUCUUCGGGCACUACGGCGUAGUGACGUGCGUGUGUCGCUCGGAGUGCAACAUCACCUCCGACUGCUACAUCGCGUCCGGCUCCGAGGACUGCACCGUGCUGCUGUGGCAUUGGUCUGCCCGACACGGUGGCAUUGUAGGCGAGGGAGAGACGCCGGCGCCGAGAGUUACUCUGACGGGACACGACGCUCCUAUCAACGGAGUUCUCGUCUCCGCAGAACUGGGCCUGGUUAUAUCUUCGUCAGUCAACGGCCCCGUACUAAUCCACACGACAUUCGGCGAGGUGCUCCGCGCGCUGUCGGCGGCGGAGGGCGUGUGCUCGCCGCAGCAGCUCGCGCUGUCUAGAGAAGGCGUCGUCGUCGUGGCCUAUGCGAAGGGACAUCUUGCGGCGUUUACACUUAAUGGGCGAAGGCUCAGGCACGAGACGCAUAAUGAUAACUUCCAGUGCCUGGUGCUGUCGCGCUGCGGCGAGUACCUGGCGUGCGGCGGCGACGCGGGCGUGGUGGAGGUGUGGCGCGCGGCGACGCUGGCGCCGCUGUACGCCUUCCCGCCCGCCGGCGCGCCCGUCACCUCGCUCGCGCUCUCGCACGACCAGAAGUUCCUGUUAGCGGGUCUAGAGAACGGCUCCCUGGUUGUAUUCCACAUAGACUUCAACAGAUGGCACCACGAGUACCAACAGCGGUACUGAACAUCAGUACACUAGUUAUUAUUACUAAACUUAAUUCAAUUACCAGCCGGACGCUGGCAACACUGGCCCUUAUCCUGUGGGUGUUGUCCAGUGUUGCAAGUGUCACGGAUUUAAUUCGCAUCUAGGUAAAGCGAUAUUACGCUCAUAGGUGAUAGGACGUAAUGGCUGCUAUUUGAUUGAAUAUUCACUGUUCUUUACGAUUCAAAGCAGCAAUCAUCUACCAGAUAAGAAAUUAAUUAAUUGUACUCUCAAUUCGGUUAAAAUUAACAGUGGUAAAGAACAGUGUUAUUAAUAUUAAGUGUGGUAUUCUGAAUUUAAUCGCAGCUACAUAUAGCUACUGAUUAAACUACCGCACUGGUCUAAAUUUUAAAUUAAUAAAAAUCUUGUUGGGUUGUAAUAUUUCGACACAUUAAUGCUAUAUUGGAUAAUGAUAAUGAGGCAACUGGCAAGUAAGUACUUAAUUAGUUUUUAAGUUCAUUGACAUUCCAUUGAUUUUAAUUCGUUUAGUAACAAUUUAAUUGUAUUAAAAUACUAAGACAUUAAAUGAGACGACUUCAUAACAUUCCAUGAAAUUUUAUACAGUUUACAACCAAAUUAUUAUAAAAGUAAGGUAUUAUUUGUUAAAAUUCUUUCUAAGAAGAAUAAUGAUGUAGUUAUUUUUAUAUUUGAUCGGUACUUAAUCAAUUGUUAUUUAUUUAAGUAAAAGAAUGAAGUCGUAGCGUUGUACUUAUACAUAUUUAUUAUUUCUGUGGAGCACUCUGCCACACUACUUUGGCUUUAUCUGUACCACUUUAGUGUUGCCAAUGUAGAAUUUACAAUUCUACUAAAGAAGUAAUAGCUUAAGUAGCAGAGUGUGAUAUUGGUUUUAAGGAGUUUAGAAAAAAAUAAUCAAAGAAGAUCUGUAUUCCCUCAAACCAAUUUGCACCAAUAGUAUUCUGUGUAUUAUAAAAAGAUUAUAAUUUUUAUGAAAUGAAGCAAUUAGUUUACAGUAAAUUAUUUAUGUAGUGCCAUAGGGAAAGUUUAUUAUUUUAACGCAAUAUAGUGUCUUUCUUAUUUUAUUUAUGAAACUAGGAUCUCCUAUUCAAGUAACGUCCAUUUUAAUUCCUUUAAUGUAUUAUUUUGAGUUUAAAUCCAUGUUAUUAAUUUAUUUAAUCCAUUGACUUUUAUUCGUGCAAUAUUUUCUAAAUGGUCUAAGCUAUUUACAAAAUUCGUUAUAUAUUUCCAAUUCAUUAUAAUAUUACAUGAUGUGCUUGCUCUUUCUAGCAAUUCAGUAUUUGAAAUUAUUUUGACACAUUCCAAAUUUUUACUCUUGUGCUAUUUUAUGUGGUGGUGGGUAAGAAGUACUUAAUUUUGAAUAUUAUGAUAAAUAAUAAUUGACGUUGUUGUAAUUAAUUUUUGGUUUUAUUAAAUGGUUAUAGCGAAAAUUA